CAGGUUGCAGGACCUGGUCACAUUGCAAAAGAGAAUAAAAAAACAGAAUAAUUUUUGCAAGCUUACAAACUCGCAAAAAAAAUCUAAGUUUCAACAAAAGUGUUAAUUAAGUGCUGAUUGAGUUGGAAACAUGGCAGAAGCUGUAAAAAAAGAAAGUAAUGCAAAGCAGCGACCUUUGGAUGGUGGCGGAGGAGGAGGAGGGGGUGGUAGUGGAGGAGGAGGAGGCGGCGGCGGCGGAGGAGCAGGGAUGCCCAAAAGAAAGCAUCGCCGGGGCAAAAAGUCCAAGAUGCUGCCCAAGAAGACCAAGAACCACUAUCCACAGUGGAAACUCGAUAUGCCAGCUGGUGCGGGAGCCACGCUCGAGGGGAACACCCGCCAGAAUAGCCGCACCAAGCUGGUGCGCUCCCGAUCCCUGCUCGUCCCGUACAACACCAACCGCUUCCUCAUGGAGGAGCACAUGUCCGAGCUGCACAAAGACGACUCCGACGACAAUUGCUUUGGCUCACAGACCGAGGACCAGGUGCUCUUUCUCUCUAAGGAGUUCUCCAAUGUGUACGAGCGGGCGCGACUCGAACGACUGGAGACCAUGAGCAAGCAGGAGCUCAUCCAGGAGUGCCUGCAGAUCGAGGAUCGCUACUCGAAGGCCCAGAAUGUGUCCAAGGAGUUUGGCGCCAAGAUACGCGCGCAGGAGGAGAAGAUGCGACAGCUGACGAGGGAGAAUCAAUUUCUUCGCUCCCACUUCCUGCGUUCGUGCUCCACUUCAGCGGGACCGGCAGCAGCCGCAGCCGCUGCUGCCUCGCCGCCCUCUGCGGUGGCGCCCACGCCCAGCUCCGCCUGCGAGCUGCAGGCCAGACAACAGCCGCCUCAGCAGCCCCAACCCACACCCAUGGACUCCUCCAGCGAGGACAGCGAGAGCGACAGCAGCAGCACCACGUCGAGCACCACUUCCAGCACAUCCUCGAGCAGCAGCGAUGCCCAUGAGAUGGGCGUGGCCGGGCUGAACAUUGCCAACGGGCAUGCCGAACGCCAUGAGCGGAGCAGAACCCGCUCCAGAUCCCGUUCGCCAAUCCAUCUUAAUGGCCAUGCUAACGACGAGGAGCGUCAGCGCCUGCUGGACGGCAACCAAAUGGACGAGGACGACAACUCCACCGAUGUCCCCAAGCCAGGCGAUGCAGUGGUCAAAUAGGAUCGUGU
Molecule: messenger RNA, 1194 nt
Organism: Drosophila suzukii
Lineage: Eukaryota; Metazoa; Arthropoda; Insecta; Diptera; Drosophilidae
Source: RefSeq, a predicted model, not a curated record